Durusdinium trenchii is the source of this 156-nucleotide messenger RNA. The record is from the annotation of a GenBank genome assembly. Lineage: Eukaryota; Dinophyceae; Suessiales; Symbiodiniaceae.
AUGCUCAAAAGGAGCAGAACUAUCGGGAGGUGGAUGAGCAGUUGCAUCAAGCGCAAUUGCUUUUGGAGGAUCAGACACGGCGGGAGAAAGACUUCCUGCGCGCCCAGGCUUCACAGGCCAAAGAGGUUGCAGCUGGUCGCUGGGAUCAGCACCUAA